Molecule: messenger RNA, 1295 nt
Organism: Scleropages formosus (Asian bonytongue)
Lineage: Eukaryota; Metazoa; Chordata; Actinopteri; Osteoglossiformes; Osteoglossidae
Gene: bkgd
Product: chromosome 4 C11orf54 homolog
Exons: 8
Coding region: 151-1113 (320 amino acids)
Cellular component (GO): nucleus
Molecular function (GO): zinc ion binding; hydrolase activity, acting on ester bonds
Source: RefSeq, a predicted model, not a curated record
CGUGCCCACAGGGUUAAACAACUCCUUCAGUCUUGUGCGCGUAGCCUUCACUGCAUUUAAGGGUUGAAACACAUAGGCAGCUUCGUGAUCGUCGUCAUUCCACCAAAAUCACGUGAGUGUGUGACAGGAGUGUCUGCCUUGAGCUGUGUAAUGGCGAGCGGCGGCGGCAAAACUGAGAAGUACGAGCUGGAUGUUCCACCGCUGCAAGAGUUGUGUGACGUGUUACAUAAUGGGUUAAAAAACAACUUUGCUGAUGCCCAAGUCCGUGUGGUGGAAUGCCCAGACUUGUCACAGGCUCCCUUUCAUUUUCCUGCCAAUGGACUGUGUGGAAGCCCUCGCAUAAUGGAUGUCGGUGGUGUGCCAUACUUGAUUCCCCUGGUGCAGCUUGACAAGGUGUACAAUAUGAACACAGUUGCCAAGGAGGUGGAACUUCCUGGAGCCUUCAUUCUUGGAGCUGGUGCUGCUUCUUCAAGGACCCUUGGUAUGAACGCAGAGCUAAUGCCUUUGGUUGUCACAGAAAUUGAGGGGAGAUCAGCACUGAAUGGCAGCUACUUCUCCUAUAUUAACCCAGCUGAUGGGACUUGUCUGCAGGAAAAAUACAGUGACAGGUUUGAUGAUUGUGACUUUGGACUGCUGGCUAACCUCUACGCAUGUGAGGGUAAAGCUGGACAGGUUUUGGAGGUGAAGGCCAGCAGGAGAACUGGAGAGGACAGUUUUGUAACAUGUUUAAGGAAGACUCUGGAGAAAUUUUACAGUGACAAAUGCCUUGGAUUGGGGGGAACAUUUAUAAUGCAAAAUGGAGAAGCCAAGAUUCAUAUUAUGCCACAGGAGUUCUCCACCUGUCCUCUCAGCAGUGAUGAAGAGGUGAACAAGUGGUUGAAGCACUAUACUGUGCGAGCUCCUCUCAUUUGCCAGUCUGUGCUGGUGUCCAGGGACCCUGGCCUGGACCUCCGUUUAGAGCACACUCAUUGCUUCAGCCACCAUGGGGAAGGAGGACACUACUACAUAGACACUACCCCUGAUGUUGUGGUGUACCUAGGCUAUUUUCUGCCUGCUGAAUUCAUCUAUCGCAUUGAUCGACCAAGCAACACUCAUAGGAUUGGACGAGAUUGAAAAUUUGAACAUCGCAGUUUUGUACCUUCGAAUUUCAGUAGUACUUGAUACACAUUCACAGCCAGGUUUUUCUUGUUCCAAAUGCUGUGAUGGUCAGUGUUAAUUGCAAUCUAAUUAGCCACAUUUUUUUUGUUCUUACUGAAUCUUACAUUUAUUCAUUCAGCAGAUGCUUUUCUCCAAAG